AUGACUGUCGAACCUUACCAGUUGACGGCAACUGAAGCGCUGCAUCAGAUCAAGGCUGGCGAUCUGACAGUGGAGGCAUAUGCAAAAUCGCUCCUCAGUCGCAUUCAUGAUCGCGAUGAAGUCGUUCAAGCAUGGGCAUAUCUCGAUCAGGACUACGUGAUCAAACAAGCAAAAGCACUAGAUGCUCUUCCGCCAUCUGAACGUGGUCCCCUACAUGGCAUAGCAAUAGCUGUAAAAGAUGUCAUCUAUACCAAAGACAUGCCAACCCAGUUCAACUCGCCCAUCUAUGUCAAUGAUGCUCCUCAGGUGGACGCUGGCUCCAUCGCCAUACUCCGAAAAUCCGGCGCUCUAAUCUUCGGCAAAACGACGACUACAGAGUUUGCUGCCACCACUGUUGGGUCCAAGACACGCAAUCCACAUGAUCCAAACCGUACUCCUGGUGGCUCAUCUUCAGGCUCUGGAGCAGCUGUUGGAGAUCUACAGGUUCCCAUCGGUUUGGGCACACAGACCGGUGGCAGCACAAUCCGACCAGGUUCUUACAAUGGUAUCUAUGCUUUUAAGCCGACAUGGAACUCAAUCACUCGCGAAGGUCAAAAGAUUUACUCGCUCAUCCUUGACACCCUCGGGCUUUAUGCUCGCAGUGUUGCAGACCUCGAUCUCCUUGCAGACGUCUUUGCCCUAGCAGAUGACGAACCAGCCCCUUCCAGUUUUCAAGUCAAAGGCUCAAAGUUCGCCAUCCUAAAAUCCAUGGUCUGGCCACAGAUCGGUGCCGGAGGCUCUGCAGCGGUGGCAAAGGCUGUAUCCCUUCUCCGUGCUCACGACGCCGAAGUCGAAGAGAUCGAGUUUCCUGAACAUCUCAAUGACCUUCCUGCUUGGCAUGCCACGGUACUCAAUGCGGAUGGCCGCACGGCAUUUUUACCAGAGUAUACGACCACGAAACACAAUCUGUCAGAUUACCUCGUGGGCCAUGUGGAGAAUGAUACGAAAAUAUCCCGUAAAGCGCAGUUGGACGCGUUCGACAAUAUCGCUGCUGCAAGACCAGUGGUAGAUGGUAUUCUCAGCAAGUACGCGGCAGUGCUCACACCUAGUGUGCCUGACGAAGCGCCACUAGGAAUUGAAAAGACAGGUAGCGCGGCUUUUUGCUUGAUCUGGACUGCAUUGCACACUCCAGUGGUCAAUAUUCCAGGCUUUAAGGGCGGCAAUGGUUUGCCGAUCGGUGUAUCUCUCGUUGCGCCCCGCUACCAUGAUCGAAGACUGUUAGCUGUCAGCAAGGCAGUCGGUGAGAUAUUCGAGGAAGAAGGUGGUUGGAAGCGGGAGUUCAAGUAA
Aureobasidium namibiae CBS 147.97 is the source of this 1326-nucleotide messenger RNA. Its product is annotated as amidase signature enzyme. The transcript is spliced from 3 exons. The record is from RefSeq and is a predicted model, not a curated record. The coding region runs from base 1 to 1326 and encodes 441 amino acids. Gene Ontology annotation, molecular function: catalytic activity. Lineage: Eukaryota; Fungi; Ascomycota; Dothideomycetes; Dothideales; Saccotheciaceae.